Protopterus annectens (West African lungfish) is the source of this 521-nucleotide messenger RNA. Its product is annotated as variant surface antigen F-like. NCBI's taxonomy places the organism in Eukaryota, Metazoa, Chordata, Ceratodontiformes, Protopteridae. The transcript is spliced from 3 exons. Bases 79 to 339 code for a protein of 86 amino acids. The record is from RefSeq and is a predicted model, not a curated record.
CCUCACAGUGUUCCAUCUUCCACUCAAUAGCACUUAUCCUGUGUGUUGUUGAUCGGUGAAAAUUGACUCCAACGAACCAUGAAGGCUCAGGCAUUGCUGCUCAUUGCUCUUGUUGUAGCUGCAACUCUACUGACAGCAGAAUGUGGCCAAGACAGUGCAGAACGUAGAAUGCAACCAGGGAGUCUUCUUCCACCAUCCCAGGCUCCAGGCACAGGAAGCCCUGUAACUCCUCCGCCUCAACAGGACAGCAAUGAAAGUGACAACAGCAACGAAAGUCCCGCCAGCUAUCAAAGUGACGCCAGCAAUGAAAGUGACAACAGCAACGAAAGUGGGAACUGACAUCACUGUCAGUGAGAAAACCCUCCUGAGACUGUCACCCACCAUUUAAUCACCAUGUAAGUGUUACAGGCAGUAACCACCUUACAUGACAAUACUAUUAAGCAGUCCUAAGCAUUGGAGGUGUUACCAGCUCUACUCACUGUCAUUUUAUCCAAGUGCAAUAAAACCUGUCUGUGCGCAAA